AUGUCCAUUGCAUCAGGGUCCGGGGCAUUGCAGGCCACCCGGAUGCAGUUAAUAGCCGAAAUGGUAUGGAAGUAAAAGGGGAGACUUCACAUGCAUGGUAUACAGGUGCAGGGGGCCACACAAAGGCCAUGGAAUCCCACACAGAUUGAUUUAACCCGUUUAUAAAGCUGCAAAACACGAAGGGAUAUUUAUGUCAUAGGCUUUAAUGCAGGUCAGGCCUGAUAUAUUGUAUAACAUGUAUAAUAUCUUAAUGUGCGAUUGACACUCAUUGAAAUACUGCAUUUGAUAACUCUUUUCAUGGGGGUAUUGACCCAGAAAGUGAUUUCUGAUUAAACAUAUUCAGUAACACUUUAUGAGCAGUUAUUGUCACGUAUGUUGUGCAGUACAAUAAGGCGUUAUGAAUGUGUUUGCAUUAUAUGAAGAGGGUAUUCAUGGGAUGUGUUACCAGAUAGUUUUAUAUUUUCAAUGAAGUUGUCAUCUUCUGAGCCUGUAUUAAUAUGGAAACUUAUAGGUAAGGCCUUAGGCAGGUCUAAAGUGGCUAUAGUGAUUAUUUUGAUAUUUUAUUCUCUAGUGAGCAGGUUGCUACCUGAUUGAAAGACUGUAUAAGUCUCCAGACUCUGAUGGACUGAGGUUGUAAGCUGAGAUAAAUGGGACAUCAGGUGCUCUUUUGAUGUGGACUCUCACAAGGAACAACAUGAAGAAACGCAUGAAUGGAUGAAAAAUGAGGCCUGUCCAAUCAUUCAAUUAGAAUACAAAACAGAUGCCGUAGUCUGUGCACGGAAGUUUGUGCACCCACACAAACACGCGUACAGGCAUUCACACACAUACACAUGCAUACACACACACACACACACACACACACACACACACACCAUUACACACCCACACCAAGCAUUAAGACAAUAGUGGCCACAAUCUAUUUUGGCGACAGAAUAACUGUCCUCGUCUGAAGUGAUGAUGUGAGUGAAUGGGAGGCAAUAUCAAUGACAAUGACAACUGUUUCAUUAUGAUAACCCCCCCAAGCUUGGUCUAUCUGUACAGUACGAUAGCAGCCAAAUAGGACAUUAAACCUUUUACUGCAGUGGGCUAAAUCAGGGUCACACAGUGUUUCUUGGUAGUCUUAAACAAAUCUACUUUGAAACAAAAGUCUACACCUCACACACAAAAAAAAAGAAGACCCCUGUACCAUGUCAGAUGUAGAGUUGAAAUGUAUUACAUUUGGAGUUUAGAUCCCAAUAUUACACUUUAUAUACAGUGCAUUCGAAAAGUAUUCAGACCCCUUGACUUUUUCCACAUUUUGUUACCUUACAGCCUUUUUCUAAAAUUGAUUAAAUAAACAAUGUUCCUCGUUAAUCUACACACAAUACUGCAUAAUGACAAAGCAAAAAAAGUUUAUUUGAAAUUUCUGCAAAUGUAUUACAAAUAAAAAACAGAAAUACCUUAUUUACAUAAGUAUUAAGACCCUUUGUUAUAAGACUUGAAAUUGAGCUCAGGUGCAUCCUGUUUCCAUUGAUCAUCCUUGAGAUGUUUCAACAACUUGAUUGGAGUCUACCUGUGAUAAAUUCAAUUGAUUGGACAUGAUUUGGAGAGGCACACACCAGUCUAUAUAAGGUCCCACAGUUGACAGUGCACGUCAGAGCAAAAACCAAGCCACGAGGUUGAAGGAAUUGUCCGUAGAGUUCCGAGAGAGGAUUGUGUCAAGGCACAGAUCUGGGGAAGGGUACCAAAACAUUUCUGCAGCAUUGAAGGUCCCCAAGAACACAGUGGCCUCCAUCAUGCUUAAAUGGAAGAAUUUUGGAACCACCAAGACUCUUCCUAGAGCUGGCCGCCCGGCCAAACUGAGCAAUCGGGGGAGAAGGGCCUUGGUCAGAGAGGUGACCAAGAACCUGAUGGUCCCUACGGUGAAGCAUGGUGGUGGCAGCAUCAUGCUGUGGAGAUGUUUUUCAGCGGCAGGGACUGGGAGACUAGUCAGGAUCGAGCUAAAGAUGAAUGGAGCAAAGUACAGAGAGAUCCUUGUGGAAAACCUGCUCCAGAGUUCUCAGGACCUCAGACAGGGAUGAAGGUUCACCUUCCUUCCACAGGACAACGACCCUAAGCCAAGACAACGCAGGAGUGGCUUCGGGACAAGUCUCUGAAUGUCCUUGAGUGGCCCAGCCAGAGCCCGGACUUGAACCAGAUCAAACAUGUCUAGAGAGACCUGAAAAUAGCUGUGCAGCGACUCUCCCUAUCCAACCUGACAGAGCGUGAGAGGUUCUACAGAGAAGAAUGGGAGAAACUCCCCAAAUACAGGUGUGCCAAGCUUGUAGCGUCAUACCCAAUAAGACUUGAGGCUUUAAUCGCUGCCAAAGGUGCUUCAACAAAGUACUGAGUAAAGGGUCUGAAUACUUAUGUAAAUUGAAUAUAUCUGGUUUUUAUCUUUAAUAAUCCCCCCCCCCAAAAAAAGUUUUUGCUUUGUCAUUAUUGGGUAUUGUGUGGAGAUUGAUGAGGGAUAAAACAAAAACAAAAAAAGUGUAUAAUUAUGAAAUUAUGAAAAAUAUUAAUAACAUUCCACCCAUGAGGCCACUAGAGGGCGAUUUGGUUAUUUGACUGCAGGAAAGGGUUCUACGUUAACUGAGGUCUGCUUUUAGGAGUGAUACCCCUGUGUGACUGCCCUGUUGAUUACCUCUCUCUAUGUCUUUCUAUCUCCCACACCCUACUCCCUCUCCCUAUCACCUCCUCCCUACUCCCUACUCUCCCUCCCUCUCUCUAUCUCUCUCUUUCCCUCCCCUCUCCCCCCUGGUAGCUGGUGAAGUCAACCCUAGGACAGGAGACUCAGGAUGAGAAGAUGGCCACCCUGCUGCUACCACCGGGUCCUGACAGCUUGCACCGGUUCUCCCGGGAGUCUCUGGCUGCCGUGGAGCAGCGGAUCGCAGAGGAAGAGGCCCGGCGCACCAAGCACUACCAGGAGGACCUGGGAGACGUGGAGCUGCCCCGGCCCCGGGCCGACCUGGAGGCUGGCAAACAGCUGCCGCGCAUCUUCGGCGACAUCCCCGCCGGCCUGGUGGGCGUCCCACUGGAGGACUUUGACCCGUUCUACUUCAAGAACCACAGAGUGAGCUCUGGGGGGUGAUGGUGGUGGGAGAAUGGGAGGAGCUGUGUGUGUGUGUGUGUGUGUGUGUGUGUGUGGGUGUGUGGGUGUGUGUGUGUUUGUGUGUGUGCGUGAGGUGGUGGGUGUCUCUCUCUCAAGUGUCCUUGUACUUGUGUUCGAAUGCCUGUGAGUGUUGAAUGUGUAUCUAAGAACAUGUCACCUCUUAUAUCAUCACUGACAUUGCUUUCCUUUGUCUAUUGGACCUCCUAGAAGGAUUUCGUCUUUAGUACCGUUCCAAUUACUGGAACAUCUUCCUGUGUUCUUUUAUUCAUCUGAACCAAUUUCCCCUUCUGAAACACAUCUCUGAUGUACUCACAGUGACCAUCCUUAUAGCUCUGAAAUGGUGUGUGUGUGUGUGUGUGUGCAUGUGCGUGUGUGUGUCAUCAUUCUUAAUGGAAACUGUCUGUGGCCUUUGAGGACGGGUUGAAAGGAUUCCCCAUGUCCAUGUUUGGGCCCUGUGACUGGGCCUGUUUGGGCUGAUGAUUCAGGAUAUGUGUGUGUGUACGUGCACGUGCGCGCGCGUGCACGUAUGUGUGUUCGCAGGAUGCAAAAGGUAGGACUGACUUAUGAAUGAAAGGAUAAGUCAGACAGACAGACAGACUGAUGAUGGUUUAGUGUUGCCUCCACUAUCAGUUUCUCACACAGUCCUUCUUCCUUAAUAACAGUUUUGAAAUGGGGUUGUGUGUCCCCAACUGUGUAGACUGGAGGGUGCCUCAUCAAGUCAUUCUAUACAGUAUAUCUCCCAGAAUGGCACAUUUUUGUUCCAGCCCAGCACCAGCACAUCCAUAUUGAACUACUCAAUUAAUCGUCAAGCCGCUUGAUAAGUUGAAUUAGGUGUGUUAGUGCUGGGCUGGAACAAGAAUGUGCAACCCUGGGGGUACUGUAGGACAGUAGUUGAGAAUAACAUGUAUUCCAGGAUGUGAAUAUUAAGCUUUUAAGCUGGUGGAUAAAUCUAAUUGAACUGACAGCUAUGGCCGUAGUUGGUGUGGCAUGAGUUGGAUUUAAGUGAUUUGAGUGUGUAGCAAUUGAGGACAUAACAUUUGAUUUGAUUUAAUCAGUUGCCCAGGGAGUGGAAAUUGUACCGUUACAGUAUGUGAAAAGGACAGAGGCUAGAGUACUGGUUUUAAGGUUGUCACGCCCUGACUCAGGGGACGCUUAUAUGUUGAGUCAGGGUGUGUAUAUUUCCUUGUUGUGCUUUUUCUAUGUUGUCGAUCUAGUAUGUGUGGAUCUAUGUUGGCCGGUGUGGUUCCCAAUCAGAGGCAGCUGUCGCUCGUUGUCUCUGAUUGGGGACCAUACUUAGGCAGCCUAUUGGCACUGUCUAGUUGUGGGAUCUUGUUCCGUGUAAGGUAUGUUGUGUGUGCUACCUUGGACGUCACGUUUCAUUUGUUGUUUUGUUGUGGUGUUUAUCAGUAAAUAAACAUGUACGUAUAUCACGCUGCGCCUUGGUCUGACCCGUCCUUCAACGAACGUGACAAAGGUGCUCAGUUUUAAAAUUGGCCUUUCAAAAUUCAUCAGUCAGGAGCUUUGGUUGGUGGAUACAGAGGGAGGCUGAGGUCUGUAGAGCUAGUUCUCCUGGGGAUAGAGGACAUGUCAGGUGGAUACAGUUGUGGGUCCUCUCCUCACUUUCCUCUCUCUUCCUCAAUGUUUCUGCCUCUUCCCCCCCUCCCCUCACUCUCUCUCUCCCCAUCCCUCCUGCACCCCCCCUCUCUCUGUCUGUCUCUUUCUCUCUCUCUCUCUAACUCUCCCUCAAUCUCUCUCUCCCCAUCCCUCCUGCACCCCUUUCUCUGUCUCUCUCUCUCUCUCUCUCUCUCUCUCUCUCUCUCUCUCUCUCCUCUCUCUCUCUCUCUCUCUCUCUCUCUCUCUCUCUCUCUCUCUCUCUCUCUCUCUCUCUCUCUCUCUCUCUCUCUCCUCCAGAGGAUAAGAGCUCCUGCUAAUUUCCCAAAGGUUUUGUAGGGGAAUGGAACAAAUAAACCAAACCAAACCAACCUCAUUGUUUACCUUAACCGGCACAGGCCAUCUGAUAAUCCAAUAGGUCUAUGCAAGCCCACACCGACAGAGAGUGGAUAGACCUGCUGGUACUAUAUGAACUACAUUUUAAGAGAUGUUUUCAGAUGACUAUGAAAGCUUGGGAUGUGGACUCAUCAUUAGUCUGUUUAGAGGUCUGAAUACAUCGGACCAGGGUUGCAAAAUUCCAGUAACUUUCCCAAAAUUCCUAGGUUUUCCAGGAAUCUCUGUUGUAACAUUCCCGGAAUCAGGAUGUAAUAGGCAGGAAAUUCAGUAUUUCUGGAAAAUAUGGGCUGGGAAAGUUACUGAAAUUAUGCAACCCUACAUCGGACACGAGUGUAAUGUCUCUUUACAGAGCAGAGAGCACCAGCACGGGGGGCUUGCCAUGUAAUCAGUGCUUAUGUUUGGGUGUGUGUGUGUGUGUGUGUAGAUGUACUGUAAGUGUGUGGUUGGUGCCACCGCAAGUUUAUUGUACAUGUUUAUUGCCAUGCCAUAUUGUCCUUAACCAUGAUGCAUCUCUCUGGUUCUUUCGAUCUCUCACCCCCCCCCCCCCCCACCCACCCUCUCACAUUCUUCCUCUCUCUCUCUGUCUCUCUCACUUCCUGUUUCUCCACAGACAUUUAUAGUACUGAACAAAGGGAAGGCCAUCUUCCGAUUUAGUGCCACAUCUGCACUCUAUAUUUUUAGCCCCUUUCAUCCU
Messenger RNA from Coregonus sp. 'balchen', 5831 nucleotides. Lineage: Eukaryota; Metazoa; Chordata; Actinopteri; Salmoniformes; Salmonidae. The record is from the annotation of a GenBank genome assembly.